Messenger RNA from Oncorhynchus masou masou (cherry salmon), 1679 nucleotides. Its product is annotated as solute carrier family 22 member 7-like. NCBI's taxonomy places the organism in Eukaryota, Metazoa, Chordata, Actinopteri, Salmoniformes, Salmonidae. The coding region runs from base 24 to 1679 and encodes 551 amino acids. The transcript is spliced from 10 exons. Gene Ontology annotation, biological process: transmembrane transport. The record is from RefSeq and is a predicted model, not a curated record. Gene Ontology annotation, molecular function: transmembrane transporter activity.
GGCGACUCCAAAGUGCUUUCAAAAUGAAAUUUGACAAUGUCCUCUCAGAAAUCAAUGGAUUCGGAAAAUUCCAAACAAUGAUCGUCCUGAUUCAGAGCCUCUCUCGCAUGACCCUGCCAUGUCACUUCUUACUGAAUAACUUCAUAGCUGCUGUGCCCUCUCACCACUGUGACCUCAGCGCUCUGGAUGAUGAGGGUGUCUUUGGGAAUCUGACCCAGGAGCAGAGACUGACUGUCAGUAUUCCAGUACAGGAAGAUGGGACUCCAAGCUCCUGCAAGAUGUUCCCAGAACCCCAGUUCCACCUCCUGUCCAACUCCAAUGACAGUGACCUAGCUACAGUCCCCUGUCAGAAUGGAUGGGUAUAUGACAACAGCACCUUCAAAUCCACUCUGGCUACAGAGUGGGACCUUGUAUGCGAUAGAAAAGGGAUGAACAAAGCGACAGCCACCAUUUUCUUCAUUGGAGUAAUGUGUGGGGCUCCUUUAUUUGGUUUCCUCAGUGACAGAUUCGGCCGGAGGGCAAUGCUGAUGGUGGCUUACCUCGCAACUAUGGUGCUUGCUUUUACCAGUGCCUUCUCCACCUCCUAUGUCAUGUUUUGUAUCCUGAGAUUUUUCACCGGAGUGACACUAUCUGGAAUAAGCAUAAUCUCCAUUGUACUCAGUGUGGAAUGGUUUGACAUUCAACACAGGACAUUUGCUGGAGUGAUAGUAAGCCUGGAUUGGACAGGUGGAAACAUGCUGCUAGCUAGCAUUGCAUACUUUGCGAACGACUGGAGGUGGCUGACCAUAGCAGUUACCUCACCUCUUGUCUUGGCUGUCAUUACCUGGUGGUGGCUUCCAGAGUCUGCUAGGUGGCUCUUAGCGAAUGGAGAAAAAGAAAAAGCCCAUUUCUACCUGGAGAAAUGUGCCAAGAUGAACAACAGAUCCAAGUGUAUGGCUGAGAUCACACCACAGACCCUUACGAAUGCAGUAAGAGUUAAAGAUGAGGAGAAGAAGUACGGUUUUGUGGACCUUGUGAGAACUCCAAAUAUAAGGAAACUUGCCAUUUGCACAGGAAUACUAUGGUAUGGAGUUGCGUUUACAUAUUACGGCAUCAGCUUGAACAUCACUGGGUUUGGCAUGAAUGUCUACUUCACACAGUUUAUAUAUGCUGCCAUCGAGUUGCCUGGAAAGAUUAUGGUCUAUUAUUUCUUGAACAAGUUCGGCCGAAAACCUGGACAGGUUGGGACACUGCUUUUGACUGGAAUCUGUGUCUUCAUCAACAUAUUUGUUCCUCAAGGUUUGUGGGUGUUUCGUACCAUCGUGGGUCUUUUUGGGAAAGGCCUGUCCGAAGCAUCCUUCACAAUAAUGUUCCUUUAUACCACUGAGCUCUACCCAACAGUAGUUCGGCAGAACGGCGUUGGCUACACCUCUUUUGUGGGUCGGCUCGGCGUGUCCAUCGCUCCCCUCAUCGCCCUAUUGGACGUUGUGUGGGAGCUCCUCCCUGCUGUGAUAUAUGCCUUGGUGGCUGUUGGUACCGGACUAGUGGCUUUGCUCCUCCCAGAAACACUCAAUGUUCGCCUGCCAGAGUUCAUUGAGGACAUAGAAAAACCAAGAGCGGAACUGGAUGGAGAGAGUGGCAAUCCACUGAAGCAAGCUGAUGAAAACAAGAAUGGAGAUGGAACAGUUGAGGUUACAUGA